AUGAACAAAAAAGGAAGAAAAGAAAAUGAAGAACAAGAAAAAGUAAAUAGUAAAAAACGUCAAAGGCGAAGAAGAAAGUAUGAUAGGAAAGUAAAGGAAGAAAAUGAAGAGAACAUUGAAGAAGGAAAUGACGAAGAGAAUUAUGAAAAGGUUGAAGGGGGUAAACAGGAUAAUGAGAUAGAAGAAGAUACAAACAAUGAUGAGGAAAAAAAUAAUGAAGAGGUAAUUGAGGAAGAGGUUGAUAAGGAGGAAAAAGAAAAUAAUGGAGAAGAGGUUGAUGAAGAAAAUAAGGAAGAAGGAGAUGAAGGUAAAGAUGAAGGAGAUGAGGAGGAUAAAGACGAGACUGAAGAUGAGGAGGAUGAGGAAGAUGAUGAAGUAAAUGGAGAAGAUGGAAAAGAAAAUGAAGACGAUGAGGAUGAUAAUAAUGAUAAAGAUGAUAAUGAGCCUGAUUCUACAUUAAGUAUUGCAGAUAAAAAAAGAAUGUGCCGUUAUCGGUUAUCUUGUUAUGCUGAUAAGGGAAUUAAAAUUCCAGGAAAAUAUGGAGGGAAGGAACAGAAACAAGAAAAUGGGGAAUAUAUUUCAUCUGGGAAGAGAACACUUGGGGGAACAAAACUUAAAAUUGUUGAUGUUGAAAAGAAGGCAACAUUAAAGGAUGCAGCAAAACAAGCAGUAAAAAAAGUACGUCAACAAGAAGCAGAAGGAGAAGUACUUCGAGAGAAAUAUGUAUAUGAUGGUGAACGAGUACUUGCUGAUUUUUGGGCAGAAUUGGAACGGAAAAAUCGUUGUAAAUAUAGAAGAAGCUGUUAUUUAAGUGGAAAAUUACCAGAAAUUAAACAAAGCGAAAUUUUACAGUGGUUAGGAAGUUUUGGAAGUAGUGGAUUUUGGAAAGGAGAAAGAGAAGAGGAAAAUGAGGAAGAGGAGAGGGAUGAAGAUGGGGAAGAAGUUGAAUUUGAAAAUCUGAAUGAAUAUGAGAGAAAAUUAUUUUGUCGAUAUAGAAAUUCAUGUUACAAAAAUGGAAUUAAACCAAAAAUUAUUAAUAACUCGAUAACUACAUUUGGAAUGAAAGAAUGGAAUUUUAACAAUGUAAUUAAAGAUUUAAAAGAAUGGUGGGGGUUUGAAAUGGAAGGAAAACAAAAAAUUGAUAAAGAAGAGGGAAAACAAACAAAAUUAGAAUGUAAAUAUAGAAAAAGUUGUUAUUCAAGUGGUAAAUUACCUGAAGAACUUAGAAUUGAUAAAAAUGAAGAAAAACAAACAAUAACAAAAAUUUUGGAGGGGAAAAAGGUGCCAACAAGCGUAAAAGAACUUAAAUUAUUUUGUAAAUAUCGAAAAAGUUGUUAUGUUGCAAAUGCAGCAAUUCAACAAACGGAAAUAAUUGAAAAAGAAAAACAAAAUAAAAAUUUUACUGUAGCCAAGCCAAUAUGUCUCCACUUUCAAAUUCUUAUUCUAUUAACGACAAACGUCAGAAAUUAAUCGAUCAAAUAACUGCAUGUGAUUUUAACAACACAGCAGCAAUCGAUUCCGAUUCUUCAAUUCCUGACUACGCAAAAAUUUUAAUCAAACAACUUGGUGGACUUCUUCAAACAGCAGUUCAACUACUUAAUGAACAACCGUCAGCAAAAGAUUACUAUGAAGAGGAACGUCGACAACACACUAUUGUCAUCACAGGCCUUCCAGAAUCGAUUGACAACACUCCAACAAAACGGGCAGAA
Molecule: messenger RNA, 1709 nt
Organism: Meloidogyne enterolobii
Lineage: Eukaryota; Metazoa; Nematoda; Chromadorea; Rhabditida; Meloidogynidae
Source: the annotation of a GenBank genome assembly